GAGUGGGCGGGAUGAGAAUGGCGGCUGCUGGGCGCCGCGCCGUGGGGUGCCUGGUGGUGCUGGCGGCGGGUGACUGGCGCACCGGGCUGGCUCUCGGUGUCCUUGCCGUCCUGUGUACAAGUGCAGGAGCUGUCGAUAGGACGUACUUGAAUGAUCUGCUUCCGUACUACCCAUUGGAACAUGGCUCAUGGCAUUCUCACAGACACAUCAGAGACUGUCAGCCUAUCGCAUUUGGGAAUGUUACACAUGAGACUUGGCCUGCGGAUAAAUCCUCUCGUCUUCCUGUUGCUAAAUCUACUGUAUUCGUUUCAAAGUUUCCCACUGAGGAAGGGAAGCUCAAAACAGUGACUGGCCAUUUCACCUUUGUGAAUAACCCACUGAGAACAGUCUCAGUCUUGGAGCCACUGAAACCUGGAGGGUGCAAUCACUUGUACCGAGCAACUGUGCAAGAGACUGCCAAAUCCAGGAAGUGUCUGGUGGCCCACAAUGGUGGGUUUUUUGACACGAGGAAAGGACUUUGCUUGGGUAAUGUUGUGAGCGAUGGAAAGCUGGUACAAGAUGCCAAGGGAAUUCAAAAUGCACAAUUUGGGAUCAAGAAGGACGGCACUUUGGUAUUUGGGUAUCUAUCAGAACAGGAUGUUCUGGAUAAAGAGAAUCCAUUUGUUCAGCUUGUGAGUGGGGUUGUGUGGCUCCUGCGAAAUGGCACCACUUAUAUUAAUGAGAGCCAGUCGGCUGAGUGUUCAGAGGCUCAGGAAACAGGAACUUUUGAAAAAUUUAUCAACGUGGUCUCUGCACGAAAUGCUGUAGGACAUGAUGAAUAUGGAAGGCUUGUUCUAUUCCAUGCUGAUGGACAGACUGGAGAAAGAGGGCUAAAUCUAUGGGAGGUUGCCAUGUUUUUAAAGAGCCAAGGGGUUAUUAACGCCAUUAAUUUGGAUGGAGGCGGAUCGGCUACUCUGAUACUUAACGGAACACUUGCAAGCUAUCCAUCAGAUCACUGUAAAUCUGAUCCCAUGUGGCGCUGUCCUCGUUCUGUUUCCACGGUCAUAUGUGUACAUGAACCUGAGUGUGUACCCCCAGACUGCAGUGGGCAUGGAGACUGUUUACUUGGAGUUUGUUACUGCUCUGGCUUUUGGUCUGGACCAUCGUGUGACCUACUGAACUGUGGACCUUUAAACUGUACCAUCCAUGGAAUCUGCUCCGAGGGUGGGUGUCUCUGUGAUGCUGGAUGGAUGGGACCCAACUGCACAGAUGUGUGUCACCUUGGCUUCUAUGGGGAUGGCUGUAGGCAAGAAUGUCACUGCAGAAAUAAUGGGACUUGUGAUGCUGUUCACGGUGUCUGUAAGUGUCUGCCAGGCUACCACGGAGAGUUCUGUGAACAAGAAUGCCCCCGAGGGUGGUACGGACUAAAUUGCCAGCAGUCCUGCCACUGCCCAAGUAUGUGCCCCUGCCAUCCAGUGACUGGUAGCUGUAAUGCCACCCAUGAUUCUGACUUCAGUGACGACUUGUACAGAGUGCAUCAGUGUCUAGCUUCACAGUCGUCUAAACUCUGGAAAUACCAACAUGGCUUUGAAGAAGAUUCACAUUUAUUCAAAGGGAAAACUUGGCUGAUUGUAUCAAUCACCCUUUUCGUCUUGCUGUUACUGAGUGUAGCAGGAAAUCUUUUCCUGGUUUGCCAAAGAAAUGUUUGCUCUGGAUUCCAUGACAAGUAUUCGUAUCAAAGACUAAAGGACUCUAAUGGAUUAACUUGUGCCGAGAUUCCAGAAAUUAUCCCAUUAAAACAGAGUGAUACAUCCUAUGAGGAGGACAACAGGAUUUCAGAAAAUAUAAAUUUUUAACAACUUUUGCACAACCAUGACAAUGGUUUUUGCUGCCUUGUUGUACUUCUUGCCAAAGCGGCUGAACUUUUUAUUGAAACUUGGGAGAAGUUGAAGAGUUUCUUCUAGAUUGCACCUUCUGUCAAUGGUCGUCUGGACAUCUGCCCUCAGGAAAUAUAGCACUGUGAAUGCAAAGUGUACCGCUGUGUAAGUGUAAUGAAGUUUACAUAGCUGAGAAUAUAUUAAUUCACAUGCAGUGAAACCCACUUGUGCAAAAUUUUCAAGAUGUUCAUGCAUCAUAUUGUCUUAUUGAAGUAUUGUUAUUUGUGCUUACAUCUACACUCAAUGGCCAUUUUGAUAGGUGUGGAACACAGAGUGAUCUUCUGUUACUGUAGCCUGUCCACUUCAAGGUUCAACGUGUUGUGUAUCCAGAGAUGCUCUUCUCCGUGGUUAUUUGAGUUACAGUCACCUUCCUGUCAGCUUGAACCAGUCUGACCACUCUCCUCUGACCUCUCCCGUUAACGAGGUGUUUUCACCCACAGAACCAGUCUGGCCAUUCUCCUCUGACCUCUCCCAUUAACAAGGUGAUUUCCCCCACAGAACCAGUCUGUCCAUUCUCCUCCGACCUCUCUCAUUAACGAGGUGUUUUCACCCACAGAACCAGUCUGGCCAUUCUCCUCUGACCUCUCUCAUUAACAAGGUGUUUUCACCCACAGAACCAGUCUGGUCAUUCUCCUCUGACCUCUCCCAUUAACAAGGUGUUUUCACCCACAGAACCAGUCUGGUCAUUCUCCUCCGACCUCUCUCAUUAACAAGGUGUUUUCACCCACAGAACCAGUCUGUCCAUUCUCCUCUGACCUCUCUCAUUAACAAGGUGUUUUCCCCCACAGAACCAGUCUGGCCAUUCUCCUCUGACCUCUCUCAUCAACAAGGUGAUUUCCCCCACAGAACCAGUCUGGCCAUUCUCCUCCGACCUCUCUCAUUAACGAGGUGUUUUCACCCACAGAACCAGUCUGGCCAUUCUCCUCCGACCUCUCUCAUUAACAAGGUGUUUUCCCCCACAGAACCAGUCUGUCCAUUCUCCUCCGACCUCUCUUGUUAACGAGGUGAUUUCACCCACAGAACCAGUCUGGCCAUUCUCCUCCGACCUCUCUCAUUAAGAAGGCAUUUUCACCCACAGAACUGCAUCUUGGUUUUGUUUUCGCACCAUCCUCUGUAAACCCAAGAACAGGGGCUCCUAGUCUGUUGUUCAUAGUUACUGGUAGGAGUCCAUGGCAUGAAAAGGAUUGGGACCCCUGCUCUAGAGGCUGUCGUGUGUGAAGUUCCCAGGAGAUCAGCAGUUUCUGAGAUACUAAAAUCUCCCUAUCUGGCAUCAAGAAUCACUCCACGGUCAAAGCAACUUGGAUCACAUCUCUUCCCCAUUCUGUUGUUUGGUCUGAACCUCUUGACCAUGUCUGCAUGCUUUUAUGUAUUGAGUUGCUGCCACACGGUUGGCAGGUUAGUUAUUUCCAUUAACGAGAAGCUGUACAGGUGUACCUAAUAAAAUGGCUACUGAGUGUAUACCUCAGCACCACCCCCACCACCUAAUCUUCCAAAGUCACAAGUACAAAUACCGUGGUUGUGGUCUUCUGGAAGGUUAAGGGGUGAAAUUUGCAGGGUAUUAAGGGGAACGAAUGGGCUUGAUAGGGAAAUGUCAAGUUAGUUGGGAAGUGUUGGCGCGUAGCCUAGUGAAUAGUAAUCUGAAGGUCACUGGUUCGAGACUCAGCUGAGGCAGCAUGAUUGUGUCCUUGAGCAAGGCACCUAACAACACAUUGCUCUGCGACGUCACCGGUGCCAAGCUGCUUGGGUCCUGGUGCCCUUCCCUUGGACAACAUCGGUGGCGUGGAGAGGGGAAGGCUUGCAGCUUGGGCAACUGUGGGUCUCCCAUACAACCCUGCCCAGGCCUGCGCCCUGGAAACCUUCCAAGGGGCAAAUCCAUGGUCUCAUGAGACUAACAGAUGCCUACUACUAUUACUACUAGUUGGGAAGCCUGUCCCUAAAAGGUAGAGCCAGUUUGGUAUUGAAUGUAGUUAUGAAUAUUUGGUACGUGCAAAGAUUUGUUGAAAUAUAUUAUUUCUUCCUCAAACUAACCUUCAUGCUCAGUGAGCUAUUAAUUUUAAGUUUGAGAUGUAAAUAUGCUUUAUUAACCAAAUAUACUUUAUUUUGUAACACGUUCCUGCUCAAUUUCCAAUUGGCCAACAAGGAAAGCACGAAAAGGCAGGAAGCAUUGAUUAGACUGAUAGGAUGAUCCUGAUAAGAACACAAGAGAUUCUGCAGAUUCAGGAUAUCCAGAGGCGCGCGCGCACACACACACACAC
This is a messenger RNA of Hypanus sabinus (Atlantic stingray), 4171 nucleotides long. It is a transcript of the gene nagpa, whose product is annotated as N-acetylglucosamine-1-phosphodiester alpha-N-acetylglucosaminidase. The record is from RefSeq and is a predicted model, not a curated record. NCBI's taxonomy places the organism in Eukaryota, Metazoa, Chordata, Chondrichthyes, Myliobatiformes, Dasyatidae. Bases 12 to 1835 code for a protein of 607 amino acids. The transcript has 11 exons.